AUGACUCUCUGGAUCGGACGGCAACCGCGCAUCAUAUUGAGCGAUGCGUGGGUCGCGAGCGACUUGCUGGAGAAGAGAUCAGACAUCUUCUCGAGCAGACCAAGAAUCAUCGCAAUGGGCGAUGCGAUCAACGCGACAACCACGAAUCAAACUACGUUGCCGUAUGGCGACCGAUGGAGGAAACAUCGAAAGCUGAUGCACAUGGCCGUCGGCUCUCAAGCCGUGCGCAAGUAUCGUACAUUCCAAGCACACGAAUCCGCAAUCCUGAUCCGCGACUUCCUCCUUGAACCGCAUGACUUCGAGCUCUCCAUCGAGCGCUACUCCGUAUCCAUCACCUCGAUUGUCGGCUGGGGCCGACGAAUCGAUCGGAAGAACGACUACGUUGCCCAACAAGCUCUCAAACUGAUGGAGGCUGUUAACUAUAUCGUCCCUGGCAUCUAUCUGAUGGAAGCGAUUCCGUUCCUGAUGCACUUGCCUGCUUGGCUCUACGCGUUACCGAGCCAGAUGCGACUGGGUGCUGGUAUACUGUCGCGCUACUUCUACCUGCUCACACAGGAAGGCGCCGAAGCGGAGAAGGACAACUUUGGGAAACAUGUCAUGGCGUCUCAGCAAGCCAGCCAUAUGACAGAUCUCGAGGUUGCGAGCCUGAUGGGCAAUUUGAUUGGUGGUGGGGUAGACACGACCAGCAGCACUAUGCUUUCGUGCAUCCUGGCCAUGGCGCGCUUCCCGGAAGUACAAGCGAAAGCACAUGCUGAGUUUGAUGCAGCCGUCGGUUAUGGUCGCUCUCCGAACUGGGAUGACAUCGACUCGAAUGCGCUUCCAUACUUGACUGCAGUGGUCAAAGAAACCCUCCGCUGGAGGACCGUAACUAUCCUUGCAGGUAUCCCUCACGCCAACACCAUCGACUUCGAUUACAAAGGCUACCACUUCCCUGCCGGUACCAACUUCACCAGCAACAUGUGGGCGAUUCACAGACAUCCACGCGACUUUCCCGAUCCGGACAGAUUCAUGCCCGAGAGGUUUCUCGAAGGCGAAGGCUGCGCAAAACAACCGUAUCCGAACAAGUACGGUAUGAAUCCUUUCGGUUGGGGGCGCAGACAAUGUAGUGGCCAGCCGCUUGCCGAGCAAGGACUGCUUUACUCUCUUGCGAGGGUGAUCUGGGCUUUUGAUAUCUUGCCAGGCGUGCACGAGAAUCAUCAGCAAGUCGAUUUAGAUAUAUUUGCAUACACCGAUAGCGAGAACAUGCGGCCGGAGCCUUUCCGUGUGCGGUUCAUUCCACGCUCGGGCGCCAUCAGAAAGCUACUCUUGGACGAGGCUGCAGAGGCGCGUGAGGCGUUGAGACCCUACGAUGGGGAGACUAGAGUGACGAUGGAGGACGCUGUAAACAACCCAGCGAGGACUUGA
Molecule: messenger RNA, 1404 nt
Organism: Alternaria incomplexa
Lineage: Eukaryota; Fungi; Ascomycota; Dothideomycetes; Pleosporales; Pleosporaceae
Exons: 4
Coding region: 1-1404 (467 amino acids)
Molecular function (GO): oxidoreductase activity, acting on paired donors, with incorporation or reduction of molecular oxygen; monooxygenase activity; iron ion binding
Source: RefSeq, a predicted model, not a curated record